UGGAAGGCGUUGACCAGGUUACGUCACGUGAUUCACGUGAGCUCCUCACCUGUCUUUAAAAAAUCGCUGAUUUUGUUGACACUGAAAACGAAAAGAGUCAACGCACCUUUCACACAUUUAAAGAUUUUCCAGUUAACUUCGAGGAGAUAUUCACCAUGAUACACAAAUUGAUCUGGAUUUAUGCUUUGCUUCUUUUAAUUCACGUGAACCUGUCUAUUCAAAUCCCUAAUGGAGACCGUGGCCUUACUGGUGAGGAAACUGUUGAGGGUGUCGCUGUGACAUUGACCGGAAAAACUGUCCUGGAAAGCAAGCUCACCCGCGUCUUCUUCCCAAUUGUGUACAUUGUCGUCUUCUGUGUGGGCCUGCCAACCAAUGCUUUGGCCAUCUGGGUCUUUCUCUUCAGGACAAAGAAGAAACACCCCUCGUCCAUCUUCAUGGUUAACCUCGCGCUGGCGGACCUGAUGUUUAUUAUCUGGACGCCGCUAAAAAUCGCCUACCAUUUUAAUGGGAACAACUGGAUCUACGGAGAAGCCAUGUGCAAGGUCUUCGUGGGUUUUUUCUAUGCUAACAUGUACUGUUCCGCCGUUUUUAUCGCCUGCAUCAGCGUCCAGAGGUACUGGGCCGUAGUGCAUCCCCUUUCCCAGCGAAAAAACCAUAACAAGUUAGCCGUUGGCGUGUCUGUGUGCGUUUGGAUGGUUGUGUGGCUUAUAACCAUCCCGCUUUAUCUUUAUGACCAGACCGUAAAGGUCACUAACCUUAACAUCCUCACCUGUCAUGAUGUCACACGCCCCAGCCAAUCGCUUUACCCCUCCAUCUACUUCCUGACCAUGGCGGUUGUGGGAUUUUUAGUUCCCAGCGUAGUGUGCAUAGUGUCUAACGUACAUAUGCUUCGUGCCCUCAAGACCUCCAUGGCGGAUCCAUCCAUCGCUCAGAAGCGCAGGAAGGCCAUCGUUCUCAUCAUCACAGUACUGGUGAUGUUCCUGGUGUGUUUCACGCCCAGCAACAUCAUGGUCUUGGUGCAUUACUCUCUUCUGCUUAAAGGGGAGCCGAACAACGGCUACGGAUUCUACAUCUCCACCUUGUGUGUGGCCAGCCUUAACAGCUGCGUUGACCCGUUUAUAUAUUAUUUCAUCUCAGAUGAGUUCAGGGAGCACGUCAGAAACACAUUUUUAUGCCGCAGCGAGCGUACUGCACAGAGGAUGCGUGUCUCUUUCAGCGCUCUGAAGUUCUCAAAGAAAAACAACACGUACAGUUCAGACACCGCGAACACGCAGAGCAGCUCCUACUGAAAAAUAACAAACCAUUUUAAUGCUCUGAAAAUGACCUUGCAUUAAUGAACUGUUGUGUCAGCUUGAAAUGUGAGAGAUGUUGCGUAAUACUGAACCAUGUCAUUCGACAAAAUGCCUUAUGUUUUGUGAAAAACUAAAAAUCACACAAAAAACGCAUUUAUGCUGCGAGCAUUCCAGGAUCUCCAAAUCAGCCAUCUGUUGGACACACACAGUCACUAUGAAGAUGUUGCAGUGUUGUUAUUGUGCUUGUCAUUACGUCACGUUGUACAGAUUAACUUGUUAAUGCCUGGAAUUCUGAAUGUGAACAAACUUUUAGUAAUUGAUUGUGGGACUGGUUUUGUCUCGUGAGGUUAAGUGGAAUUUCUCUGAGAAACUCUCCUGUGACCUUUAAUCCAGUUGUGUAAAGCACACUAAAUGGUGACUGAAUAACCGGCGCAAUCCUGUUUUGGAAAACCUGUUACAGAAACCAUUUUAAAUUCAUCCCUGCUGACAAAUAGGCGGGUUUCAUAGGCGGGUGGAUUUCUAAAAAUGGUGAAAUGUUGUAUGAAUCACUUCUUAACUUACCAAUUUUAGACUAUGUUGUACAACAAGAAUAAUGUCAUUCAUGUGUGUAUCAAAUCACUUAAUAUUGAACAGGUGUCACUAUAAUUCAAAUUGGGAAUAUUGUAUUCUCUCCUGUUUUCCUCACGUGGUUCCAAGGCACACCAAAUACAGUAUGUUCGUAUUGCCAUGUUUGUUGUCAAGUUUAAUUUUAGUGCUGAGUAAUUUAUUUUAUCAAUAAAUUUGUCUUUUCAAGUCUG
This is a messenger RNA of Paramisgurnus dabryanus, 2089 nucleotides long. It is a transcript of the gene f2rl1.1, whose product is annotated as coagulation factor II (thrombin) receptor-like 1, tandem duplicate 1. Gene Ontology annotation, molecular function: thrombin-activated receptor activity. The record is from RefSeq and is a predicted model, not a curated record. NCBI's taxonomy places the organism in Eukaryota, Metazoa, Chordata, Actinopteri, Cypriniformes, Cobitidae. Gene Ontology annotation, biological process: thrombin-activated receptor signaling pathway; phospholipase C-activating G protein-coupled receptor signaling pathway; blood coagulation. Gene Ontology annotation, cellular component: plasma membrane.